AUGGCACCUCCAAAGACAAUGCUCCCAGGGAUGAUGCUUCCAAGGAUGAUGAUUCCAUACUUUUCUGGAUGGGCGAGGCAUAUGCUGGGACAGAGUCAUGUGAGAGCCAUGUUGGACCAUGCACAGGUGACACGAGCUAUCCAAGCAGCUGUAGAAUUACGUGUUUACCAUGAUGUGAGAGGUAUAGUAGCUCUGCUCGCUUGUUGGUGCGUUCCUACUCAUACUUUCAUAUGUAUAUGGGGAGAAUUCACCAUUACUCUAGAGGAUGUGGUUGCUUUAAUGAAUCUUCCAGUCACGGGUAAUUUCCCAGCAACACUUUCGACAAACGAGAAGGCGAUAUCUGAGAUCUUGACAGCUAAGAUGCAUGGCAUUAACAAAUCAUCCAGCAAAACUUGUUAUGCCCAGUGGUUGAAGGAGUGGUGGACGAGAGAUAGAACUCCUGAGAUACCUGUGGAUGGUAUGUUAAGCAUUGCUGCUUUCUUGUGUAUGUGGUUAUCUAGAGAUGUGUUUGAAGAUAGUGGAAAUUUGCUGAAACCGUUUGUGAUCCCUUUUGCCAUCAAGAUGGCUCGGGGUGAGAAAAUUCCCGUUGGUAGUCUGUUUCUGGGUUCACUAUUCUCCAACUUAGAUUCCUUGGUUGUGUAUUCCAGCAUUUCCAAUGGUUUUAUGAAAAUUGAGACAUAUGCCAACACAAUGUUUCUCCAAGCUUUGUUGUGGGAGCGUUUUGAAAAAUACGCCCCGAUUCCACGUAGCAUCUUGCAAGGACCGAAUGCUGACAUCCGUUAUGUUCUUUCUGAGAGGGAUAAUGCUAGAAUUAUGCGUUGGUCUACCAAAAAGCCUCGGAAAAAUAUACGCCUCACCAGUGUCUUAGACGAAGAGUCUGAGUUUAACCUUCGUCCCUGGGUGUCGGUUCCUUCGUUCAUCUCACAGCUGAUCACUUUUAACAAUAAUGAAGCGAAUGUCAUUCUGGAGUAUGGUGUAAACCUGAGUGAUGUUCGGAGAUCGUUCAUACUGAGUUGUACCCAUGUUUACUUAGUAUCAGUAAUGCACGGGGAAUAUCUGGUGGAAGAAAAUAACAUUGACAGAGCUGCUCGGCAGAUGGGUCUUGAUCAGUGUGUCCCAGAUGUCCGAAAAGAAAUACCAUCAGUCGAUCAACUCAAAGCUUCUUUGGAUUGCACACAUCUUAAUGAGCGUGAAUAUAUGUACCCUUGCCCUACCCGGGCCGUCUAUCCAACUCCGGGCUAUGUAGACUUCUGGAGGCUGCAACUUGAUCGUUUGUUUGAUUUUAUAAUGGCUCCUCAAACUCCGGCAAAAGACCUCCUGCUGAUGAGAUAG
Messenger RNA from Papaver somniferum (opium poppy), 1332 nucleotides. RefSeq lists its product as uncharacterized. Gene Ontology annotation, biological process: meristem maintenance; meristem development. The record is from RefSeq and is a predicted model, not a curated record. Lineage: Eukaryota; Viridiplantae; Streptophyta; Magnoliopsida; Ranunculales; Papaveraceae. The transcript has a single exon. Bases 1 to 1332 code for a protein of 443 amino acids.